AUGCUUCGCCCUGUGCGACGAACGUGGACGUGUCGCAAAUGGCUGCAUCCGCGAGCCCAGAUCCGGGCCUUCGAGAGCGCCGCAUCGCCCUCGCCUUCAACGUCGUUCGACUAUAUUCCCGCGGACCACAGUGCACCCCGAAAGAACAAUGAUGACAAGACUUUGCGGAGUGUUUUCGAUUCGCAGCCGUUUUGGAAUGAAUUCUCCCAGCAACGCUCCGCGGCCCCUAGACUGGCUGGGCUGGUCCAGAAUCAAUACCUGACAAGCCCCGAAGGAUUCAUGUCAUUUGCAAAUGUCUCGCUACAAAGAUGUCAGGCCAUUGUUGCCAAAGUGCUCGCCGCUUCGACGGUGGAAGAAUACAGGGCGCUGGCGCGGGACCUUGACCGGCUCAGCGACCUUUUGUGUCGCGUUAUUGACCUAUCGGACUUUAUUCGAACGAUUCACCCGGAGCCUCGGAUACAAGAAGCAGCCACGCAGGCGUGGGCUCUUAUGUUUGAAUACAUGAACGUUUUGAAUACAACGACAGGGCUGCAUGAACAGCUCAACAAGGCCUUGAACAACCCCGAUGUGACAUCACACUGGACCGAGGGCGAGACGAUUGUGGCUCAAAUCCUCAAUAAGGAUUUCUCCAACUCUGCAAUCCAUAUGCCGCCAAAUGUACGACAGCGUUUUGUAAAUCUGUCCAACGAUGUGAGUCAGUUGGGUUCUGAGUUCAUGAACGGCGCGGAGCCCGCGCGGUCCCAGAUCACGUUUCCUGCAAACGCUCUCCAAGGAUUGGAUCCUGUCAUCGUUUCUAAAAUCAAGAAAUGGAACAAGAAAGCGCCAGUUUCCACUAUGGGGAUUGUUCCUCGGCUCGCCCUACGCUCGGUGCAUGAUGAAAACGUUCGCAGGGAAAUAUAUCUCGCCACACGCACGUCUAGCAAGCGCCAAAUUGAAAGAUUAGAACAACUCCUGACCAAGAGAGCAGAGCUUGCACAGCUCACAGGCCACAACAGCUUCGCGCAUAUGACGCUAGGUGACAAGAUGGCCAAGACACCCGAAGCAGUGUCGAACUUCUUGACCUCGCUUGUCUCCAGCAACCAGGGACCAGUUCGAGAGGAACUUUCUAAACUGCAGGCUUUGAAGGGCAGUGCUUUGCAGCCUUGGGAUCAUGCAUAUUACGUUCAUAAGCGUGUUCUACAAUACACUCAAGCUCGUCGCUCUCGUCACACAGGCGUUAUAAAUGAGUUCUUCUCUUUGGGAACAGUGAUGCAAGGUCUUUCACGACUGUUCGACCGUCUUUACGGCGUUCGCCUCGUGCCACAUGAAGCCUCUCCUGGCGAAACCUGGCAUCCUGAUGUCCGUCGAUUGGAUGUAGUGGAUGAAUCGGAAAGGCACAUCGCAGUCGUCUAUUGCGACUUAUUUUCACGCCCUAGCAAGCAUCCUAACCCGGCCCACUUCACUCUGCGCUGUUCCCGUGAGAUCUCUGCAGAGGAGAUCUCCGAGUGCGCCUCAAUGCACCAAUCCGCACACCCGAAUGACGGCAUGGCCACUGGUGUUGACCCACAAACCAAAACCUUGCGCCAACUGCCCACGAUCGCUCUGGUGUGUGAUUUCCAGGAGCCCCAGGCCAGUGGUAGUGGCCAGCCAACCCUUCUCAGUGAGCAGAGUGUUCGCACUCUGUUCCACGAGAUGGGCCAUGCGGUCCACUCGAUCCUCGGUCAAACACCUCUCCAGUCCAUCUCCGGAACUCGGUGCGCCACGGACUUCGCCGAACUUCCCUCUGUGUUGAUGGAGAGCUUUGCGACUGCACCAGAGGUGCUAUCUCUGUACGCGCGUCAUUGGAAGACCGACGAACCCCUAUCUGAGAGUAUGAUGCAGAGCAUGGAGCUUGACCGCACUGCGCACGGCUCCAUUUACGGCGCCGUGGAAAACGAAGCGCAAAUCCUCAUGGCGCUCGUCGACCAGGCCUACCACACCAUCCCGGCCGAAGUCAGCUCAGCUGGCAUUGACUCCACCGAUAUUUACCACCGGGUGUUCUCUCAGCACUCCAGUCUUCCUGACCCCGCUAACGUACAACCCCAGACCUCAUGGCAAGGUUUCUUCGGGCAUCUGUACGGUUACGGUGCCACGUACUACAGCUACAUCCUCGACCGCGCGAUCGCCAAUAAACUCUGGCAGGACGUCUUCCAGUCCGGCCAGGCGGCCACUGAUCGCACGGCCGGCGAGCGAUACAAGAACGAGGUUCUUCGCUGGGGCGGUGGUCGCAAUGGCUGGCAGUGUGUGGCCGGCGUGUUGGGCUCCAGCAACCCUUCUAACGCGGAUGGGCGCCUGGCUGAAGGCGGCGAUGUAGCCAUGCGUGAGGUUGGUCGCUGGGGCCUCGGACGCGAGGGUAUGUCUGGUUAA
This is a messenger RNA of Penicillium salamii, 2385 nucleotides long. NCBI's taxonomy places the organism in Eukaryota, Fungi, Ascomycota, Eurotiomycetes, Eurotiales, Aspergillaceae. The record is from the annotation of a GenBank genome assembly.